AGCAGCUGCGCGUUGCCGAGUUUCGUCAGAAGACGAAGAAGAAGAAGCGCACAGAAACGUACUGUCGUAAAUCGUAGCAUAAUUUCUGAUUAUAAUUACCGGUAAUUAGCGGCUUUCUCUGGUGCCGUGUUUUUGUUUCUACCACAAUGACUGAGGAUGUCCAGAAGCACUCGGUCCACACUUUGGUCUUCAGGUCUCUCAAAAGAACUCAUGAUAUGUUCGUGUCCGAUCAGGCAAGUCCAGUGGCUCUGGACGAGCAGAGUCACAAGUUGAAGAUGGCUGUAAAACUGAAGUCGGAUUAUAAUGCCGUUUUACACAUGCCUGUCCUGAAAGAAGGAAAAGACAGAGUUCCACAGAUUUCCAACAGCAUUCAAGUUCACCAGAACUACACACAGCCAGUAGACGACCCAGAGUACCUGAUCACUGGUACCUAUGCUUAUCCAUCUGGACCUGGAGUGGCUCUGACCGCUGAUACAGCAUUGCACAGGAACCCGAGUGAGGCAGGAGUCCAUUCUACUGCACUGGCCUUACCACCAUCACAAGUCAGGCAGGAGGCGAGUCGCACUGCAGCCAGCGUCGCUGAGAUCCACAGACACGUAGGAGGAGCCGAGAGAUCAAGUGCUGUCUCUCUAAUGGAAGGAGGCGGCACCAGAAACUCACUCAUGAGGAAAGCACCAGUCAUGCCUAAACCUCAGUGGCAUCCACCAUGGAAACUGUUUCGGGUCAUCAGCGGUCACCUUGGCUGGGUGAGGUCCAUCGCUGUGGAACCUGGGAACCAGUGGUUUGUCACCGGCUCUGCUGAUAGAACCAUAAAGAUUUGGGACUUGGCCAGUGGGAAGCUGAAACUUUCCCUGACAGGACACAUCAGCACAGUUCGUGGCGUGGCGGUCAGCGAUCGCAGCCCAUACCUCUUCUCCUGUGGAGAAGACAAGCAGGUCAAGUGUUGGGAUCUCGAAUACAACAAAGUCAUCAGGCACUACCACGGCCAUCUCAGUGCCGUGUACGAUUUGGAUCUACAUCCAACCUUAGACGUGUUGAUGACGUGUAGCAGAGAUGCCACGGCGAGGGUGUGGGACAUCAGGACGAAGGCUAAUGUGUACACGCUAACAGGCCACCACAACACAGUGGCAACGGUCAGAUGUCAGUCUGCAGAACCACAAGUCGUCACCGGGAGCCAUGACUCGACCAUCAGACUGUGGGAUUUAAUCGCAGGGAAAACCAGAACUACUCUGACCAACCACAAGAAGUCUGUCCGAACUCUGGUAUUGCACCCCAGACAAUACACAUUUGCCUCCGGUUCAGCUGAUAACAUCAAGCAGUGGAUGUUCCCUGAGGGGAACUUCAUCCAGAACCUAUCGGGACCACCGGCGAUUAUUAAACACUUGGCUGUCAAUUCUGACGGCGUGUUGGUGUCUGGAGCCGACAUGAACCAUCCCCUGUGGGACUGGAGGACGGGCUACAACUUCCAGCGGAUUCACGCGGCGGUGCAGCCUGGAUCUCUGGACAGUGAAUCUGGGAUCUUUGCUUGUGUGUUUGACCGCUCUGAAAGCAGACUGAUCACCGCCGGAGCUGACAAGACCAUCAAAGUCUACAAAGAGGAGACACCCGCGUCAGAAGAAAAUCAUCCCAUCAACUGGAAACCAGAAAUACUCAAGAGAAAGAGAUUCUAAUUUUUAUUUAAUUUUUUUUAUUUUGUUGUCACAAUCGUAAAAAUUUUGUUUCUACCAGACUUAUUUUUGUAGCCAUGCCAUUGUUUUGCUCUUUAGUGCUUUUGAUGAGACACUUUCCCUGAAGGCACCAAUAUACUCAAUAGAACAAGAAGCUUUUUAAAUUUCCCCACCUGCUAUCCCCACUUGGUUUGUUUAUUGUUUUUCCUGUUCUGUAAAGCUUCUCACAGCUGCACAGGACCACACUUGGGUAGGUACCAGUAUUAGGUUUCAUGGUAUAAAUUUAGACCAAAAAAAAAAAACAAACAACCCAAACCUCUGUGUCACAG
Messenger RNA from Thalassophryne amazonica, 1996 nucleotides. It is a transcript of the gene plrg1, whose product is annotated as pleiotropic regulator 1. Gene Ontology annotation, molecular function: protein binding. The record is from RefSeq and is a predicted model, not a curated record. Lineage: Eukaryota; Metazoa; Chordata; Actinopteri; Batrachoidiformes; Batrachoididae. Gene Ontology annotation, biological process: mRNA splicing, via spliceosome. Gene Ontology annotation, cellular component: precatalytic spliceosome; catalytic step 2 spliceosome; Prp19 complex.